Messenger RNA from Schizosaccharomyces japonicus yFS275, 1018 nucleotides. RefSeq names its product rho family GTPase Rho1. The record is from RefSeq and is a predicted model, not a curated record. NCBI's taxonomy places the organism in Eukaryota, Fungi, Ascomycota, Schizosaccharomycetes, Schizosaccharomycetales, Schizosaccharomycetaceae. Gene Ontology annotation, molecular function: G protein activity; GDP binding; GTP binding. The transcript is spliced from 2 exons. Gene Ontology annotation, cellular component: cell tip; cell division site; plasma membrane. Gene Ontology annotation, biological process: positive regulation of regulation of ascospore wall (1->3)-beta-D-glucan biosynthetic process; regulation of fungal-type cell wall biogenesis; positive regulation of (1->3)-beta-D-glucan biosynthetic process. The coding region runs from base 269 to 871 and encodes 200 amino acids.
CUACCGAGCCUCAGAUCGGUAGGUUGGCUGCCUCGCGACUGCUACCACCAUAACCACCACCCUCUUUCACGAAACCAGUACCAACUACAGAUUUGUGUGUUUGGAGUUUUUACGGCAAGUUUCGACAGGGAAUCGCAUUUAUUAGACUUAACUCUGCUCCUUCUUAUUGUCUCUGGUCUGGAUACCAUUGUCACCCCUUUUUUCUAAAUCUAUAUCUGUCAUCUUUGCUACGAGCUAAAGAACAACUUUUUACAACUAUUUUAUUAUAAUGGCUACCGAACUUCGCAGAAAGCUGGUUAUCGUCGGUGACGGUGCUUGCGGUAAGACUUGUCUGUUAAUUGUUUUCUCUAAGGGCACUUUCCCUGAGGUUUAUGUUCCUACCGUCUUUGAGAACUACGUCGCUGAUGUUGAGGUCGACGGCCGUCAUGUCGAGCUUGCUCUUUGGGAUACUGCUGGUCAAGAGGAUUACGAUCGUCUCCGUCCACUCUCAUACCCCGACUCACAUGUCAUUCUUAUUUGUUUCGCUGUAGACUCUCCCGAUUCCCUGGACAACGUUCAGGAGAAAUGGAUUUCCGAGGUAUUGCAUUUCUGUUCAAACCUCCCCAUUAUACUUGUUGCUUGUAAGGUGGAUCUGCGGAACGAUUCCAAGACUAUUGAAGAGUUGUCGAAAACUUCCCAACAUCCCGUUACUUCUGAGGAGGGUGAGGCCGUUGCCCAGAAGAUUGGUGCUUACAAGUACCUUGAGUGUUCGGCCAAGACGAACAUGGGUGUUCGCGAGGUUUUUGAGACUGCUACUCGCGCUGCCAUGCUCAAGCACAAGCCCAAACCCAAGCCUGUUUCUGGCAAGAAGAAGCGUUGCAUCGUGUUGUAAGCAGAAGACUGUCAUCCACGCCUAAUGUCGUUGUCGUGGUUAACGCACGCACACACGCACAAGCAUAUACACACACAUACACACUUUCCCGAGUCUUUGUAACUCCAUCUCGGCUUAACGUUUAUACAAUCAUUCUACGCAUGGAAA